Molecule: messenger RNA, 1564 nt
Organism: Paramuricea clavata
Lineage: Eukaryota; Metazoa; Cnidaria; Anthozoa; Malacalcyonacea; Plexauridae
Source: the annotation of a GenBank genome assembly
AUGGAGUUUCCUGCUGCAUACACUAAAGACAAUGUUCUGCAAGCAGCCAUUGGUAUCUUUUUCGAAAACGGACAGUCUAAGUUUGGUUUUGCAAAUGAGAUGGAAUUUGACCUUGCAAACUUUAAAAUGGAGAAAGUGGAUGUCUUAAGAGAUAACGAUGGAAUCGAAAAUCCUUUUACCAUACAAGGGUAUUUUCAGUGUUACAAGCUCUCAAAAGCGCGCAUAUAUCUGAUGUCAAAAGACAAGACUAUCACUGAAGUGACCAACAGUGAGACAGAGGUAUGUGCGCUAUUUUUUGCACAUCGCGGUUUAUGCGUCAGAAAAAUAUGCCACACACAUUUGCGUGUGCAUGUCAUGGCAGGAAAACCGUUUGCUUUUUUUUAGAUUUGGAAAAUUUAAUACACAUAAAUUAUGUGCAAGAAAUGUACAAUAAAGCAAUUAGCGUUAUUUUAUAUAAAAAUUAAAUUAUAAUUAAAAAAUAAUUACAUAGAUUAUAUCUUUGAUCAUGUUUGCUUUUGUAUUUAAGGUGAAUGCUACAUCAAAUGAUUUUCCUGCUUGGGAUGAUUUUUUUGACGAAGAAAACCAAAGCACAAUGGGCGACAGUCCACAAAUUUCCUCUCCCAUUUUCAACGAACCUACUAGUAAAAGCCAGCUCAUUGGCACAUCGGAAGAAAGAGCUUCAUUUUUCACAGAACUUGAAGGCAAAGUGCGAAGAUCGGAAUUAGCAGAUCAAGAGAAGGCUCGUGAAAACGAAAGGCAGAAAAGAGAAGCAGAACGGCGUGAAGAACUCCGUUUAUCUCGGGAAGCAAGAGUUUUUCCUGAAGUAGAAAUAGAUGAUCCAAGCCACAUGUUAGUUAAUGUACGCCAUAUUUCUUUUGGUAUUGUAACAAGGUCUUUCAAAAAAGAAUGGUCAGUCUCUGCAGUAUAUGACUGGAUAGGUUCCUUGUCUGCUCAACCAGAGCAUUUUUCGUUGACGUGUGCAAUAACAAAGAAAUUAAUUUUUCCAGACGUUAAAUGUGAGACAGUACAAAGAACAACUCUUAAUAUGAGUGAGAGAGAAAUUCCAGUUCCACUAAGUGAAGAUGAAAAGGAAGUGUUUUUUUACGCGGGCAACUCAAGUCACUUUGAAGUUACCGAUGACACUGUCGUAACUAACACAAACUCGUUUGAACUGGAACAAGUAAGUAGUAUUCCGCCACAACAACUGCUAUCGGGGGAUGAAAAUGACAGUAGUCAAAGUUAUGACGCGGAAAUGUCGACAUACGGAAAACUUCAAGAUAUUCGCCAAACAGAACUGGACAAAAUGCAUGAGACAUGUAUUGCCCUCAUCGACAAGAAUCAGAUUGUCGAAGAAGUUCUCAAACUGUACGAGGAUGAAGCGUUGAUUAGAAAGAGAUUAUCUGUGAGCUUUGUUGAUGCCGUUGCAACUGGGAGUGGCCCUCAACGAGAAAUGUUUUCUUUAUUCUGGAAUUCCUUUUUGUCCGAAAAUGGCAUUGGCUAUAGUCAGUUUACCUUCCGUGUUCAUCCGCACUUCCCACUGGAGCGUUAUCCAAUUUUGGGAUGA